AUGGACAAGAAGACUUCGCCCCUAUAUAAUGGCACGAUAUCGCCCGACAUAGAUUGGGCCAGUUCAGAACUGCCCAUCGGACAACGGCGACUGUCUUAUGGCGUGUUGGAGAAGAGUUUGACUUUUGCCGGUGGGUUCGUCGGUUCUAUGGCGCUGACGUUCCCGAUGAAUUUGUUGCUAUCAAGAUUUGGAGCACAUAAAGUCAUGACAGUUGUAGGCGCCAUAAGCACCAUAUUGUGUGCCAUUGCACCAGUUGUCAUGUGCUGGUCGUUCCCAGCAUUUGUAAUUCUACGGGGUAUAACAAUCUCAAAUACAUUCCCAGUUGCUGGAGCAAUUGUGAACGACUGGGCCAGUACUCAUGAACGUGGAACGUUUGUAGCCGUACUUUCAGCUUGGACAGAACUCUCAGCCCUAUUUACAAUGCCAGUCAGUGGUGCUGUGGCCACUUCAGUGGGCUGGGAUAUCAACUUCUAUAUACAUGCUGCAAUUUUAGGAGGAUUAACGAUACUUUGGGCUCUAUACUUUAGAAAUUCGCCCUCUGGGCAUCCAUUUGUGGCUCGCAAAGAAUAUCAGAAAAUUACGUUUGGCAAACCGCCAAAAUCUGGAAAGCUAGUUAACCCCGUCCGACGAAUCUUCAGGUCACUAGUGAUCUGGGCAGUAUGGAUCGCUGUCAUAGGAAAUUUUCUCGUUUCACAAUUUACGAUCUCUUAUUCACCUCUAUAUCUUUCCUACACAUUAGGGUUCCCAAUUACUACUGCCGGGGUUCUCACUAUUGCUCCCAUGGGCGGUCUGUUAGCAGUGAAGAUGUUUACCGGACUUGCUUCGGAUAAACUUACCUGCAUACCUGAAGUGGCCAAAAUUCGAAUUUUCAACACUGUAGCCCUACUUGGUUCUGGAAUGUUCUUCAUUCUGCUUACUAUGAUAUGUCCAACAGGAAACGCUGGCGAUGUUAUUUUGAUCAUAAUCCCAGUGGCCUUGCUAGGAUUCUCAUCUGGAGGUUACUCCAAAUGCGCUGUGCUCGUAUCUCGGCAAUAUUCUCCGUUUGUGAUGUCAAUUGUACAGAUUGUCGCCUGUCUUUCACUGUUAGUGGGCUCAUUCGUCGUACCGGCUAUCACAAAGGAUGACACAUUCGAUCAGUGGCGAACGGUGUUCCUUAUCUACGCGCUCGUUCUUACGUUCUCAAACACGAUCUUCAUCGCAUUUGCGAGUGCUGAACCCGCUAAAUGGACUAUGCAACCGUUAUCAGCCACCGUUGCUCCCGCGGAAGAGCCAAAGGAAGCAGCAAACGGUGUAAAGUCAGACAAAAUCAUUCCACCACCCCAACAUAAGGAUGAAAUUGUUGUUGAACAAGCUUAA
Cylicocyclus nassatus is the source of this 1356-nucleotide messenger RNA. The record is from the annotation of a GenBank genome assembly. NCBI's taxonomy places the organism in Eukaryota, Metazoa, Nematoda, Chromadorea, Rhabditida, Strongylidae.